Molecule: messenger RNA, 1703 nt
Organism: Nylanderia fulva
Lineage: Eukaryota; Metazoa; Arthropoda; Insecta; Hymenoptera; Formicidae
Product: juvenile hormone epoxide hydrolase 1-like
Biological process (GO): epoxide metabolic process
Molecular function (GO): epoxide hydrolase activity
Source: RefSeq, a predicted model, not a curated record
UUUAGAUUUUCUGUAUACAAAAUAUACUUUCUCGAAAAUUGAGUAAAAAAAAAUAUAAAUAUGAAAAUUAAGAAUAUGAAAUGUUAAGAAUAAGGUCGUUGAGAAUACAGGGACAUUUAUUACAAAGUUGCAUAAUAUAUAUGCCAAGCAAACAGUACAAGUCAGCAUAUAUUGAGAUAUCACACAAGUGGUAUCUCACACGAUUUUCCGACGUCGAAAUUGAGUAAAGUGUGCCAACGAAAUGGAUUAUCCUCUAAUAAUUACGAUUUCUGUCGGUUGCUGUUCAGUUGUUUAUGCUUUAAUAAAAUACUAUUCAUCUAAAAGGAGCAAAUUGAUAGAGUUAUCGGAGACUUGGUGGACACCCGGUACCGAAAAUUCUGUCAGCAACGAUAUCAGACCAUACAAAAUCAUUUUCUCUGAAGAGCUAGUGAAAGAUUUGAAGAAUCGAUUAAAGAACACUAGACCUUUGACACUGCCAUUGAAGGACGUUGCCUGGAAUUAUGGCACUAACACGAUUGCUUUAAACAAACUUUUAAAUUACUGGGCUGAUAAUUAUAAUUUCCAGGAACGUGAGAAAUUUGUAAACCAGUAUCCACAUUUUAAAACUAAUAUCCAAGGAUUAGACAUACACUUUAUUCGCGUAAAACCGACUAAUGUGGGGGAAAAACGAGUCUUGCCGCUUUUAAUCUUACACGGAUGGCCCGGAUCUAUAAUGGAAUUUUAUAAAAUCAUACCUUUGUUGACGACACCGAAAGCGGAGUAUGAUUUUGUAUUUGAAGUGAUAGCACCUUCCUUGCCUGGAUUCGGCUUCUCCAGCCCAGCUACGAUACCUGGCCUCUCCUACAUACAAAUGAGCAUGGUUUUAAAAAAUCUCAUGUUAAGGCUCGGGUACGAUAAGUUUUACAUACAGGGCGGCGAUUGGGGAGCGAUUAUUGUCAACGCUAUGUCGACCCUGUUUCCCCAAAAUGUACUGGGUAUGCAUUCCAACAUGUGCUCAGUAAUGAGAAAUGAAGUUAUAGUCAAACAAGCGAUAUGUCAAUAUCUUUUUUCCUUCUUACCUUGGACAAAAAAACCACGACAAACUGAGAAAACCUCCAGGAAGAAAUUUUCACUCAAAAGGUACCUAUCAGAAACUGGAUACUUCCAUAUCCAAGCUACAAAGCCGGACACGGUUGGGGUAGGUCUAACCGAUUCACCUGCUGGUUUGGCAGCAUAUAUUAUCGAGAAAUUUUCGACCGGCACGAACUAUUCUUAUAAAUUCAGAGACGACGGUGGAUUUCUGGAUAAAUUUACGUAUGAUGAAUUGAUUGAUAAUUUAAUGAUUUACUGGGCAUCCAACAGCAUUACUACAGCGAUGAGAAUAUACGCCGAAAUGUUUACUGAGUCGAACAUACCGUUGGGAAAACUCAUAAAUUCAAAUGUGGUAGAAGUUCCCACUGCUUGUUCGCAAUUUCCUAAUGAGAUCACAGAGCAACCUAUAAGUUUACUCAGAACGCGAUUCGUGAAUCUCUUACGUGUUACUAAAAUGCCUCAAGGUGGUCAUUUUGCAGCAUUAGAGGAGCCUGAAUUACUUGCAAAUGAUAUAUGGGCUUCUGUUAAUGAGAUGGAAGUGUGGCAUAAAAAUCAUAAUAAAUAAGACUUGUAAUUAUUCAAUUUAUCAUGUUUGUACUCAUAUGUAAGAAUAAGAUAAGUUUAAACAUGUA